Messenger RNA from Colletotrichum destructivum, 327 nucleotides. RefSeq lists its product as uncharacterized. The transcript is spliced from 3 exons. The coding region runs from base 1 to 327 and encodes 108 amino acids. NCBI's taxonomy places the organism in Eukaryota, Fungi, Ascomycota, Sordariomycetes, Glomerellales, Glomerellaceae. The record is from RefSeq and is a predicted model, not a curated record.
AUGGUUGUCGGCGGCGUGAAUGGAGGUCCAGGGUUCGGCAUACCCAUUAUGAACCCUCCGCUGCUCAUGCUCCCACCACUUAACCAGCCCAUCAUGGGCAUGGGCAGGCCAAUGUCACCGCCGGUAAUGACACCCCCAAUCAUGGGGAGACUGGCAAGGCACAAGCGCGACAAUGAACCGGAGAAAUUUGCGGGGAUUCAGCGCUCUCGGGUUGCUCAAUCUCUUCCACAGAACGAAAGCAAGCACGACACCGAGCAAGAGGAUAUCAAGGAAUACCAGAACUCUCAGGUGUACGGAGACGUGGAGGACGGGGAAACCGCAGCCUGA